Molecule: messenger RNA, 6476 nt
Organism: Mugil cephalus (flathead mullet)
Lineage: Eukaryota; Metazoa; Chordata; Actinopteri; Mugiliformes; Mugilidae
Gene: ero1b
Product: endoplasmic reticulum oxidoreductase 1 beta
Exons: 16
Coding region: 1155-2519 (454 amino acids)
Biological process (GO): protein folding in endoplasmic reticulum
Cellular component (GO): endoplasmic reticulum membrane; endoplasmic reticulum
Molecular function (GO): protein-disulfide reductase activity; FAD binding; thiol oxidase activity
Source: RefSeq, a predicted model, not a curated record
GUGACAACAGCCACCGUUCAGGAAAUAUUCUGGCAUUUUCUGCUGUUGUCGUCCUCAUAUGACGUCACAUCGUGGUAUUAUUGUUUUUAAUGGCGGUUGGCGAUAAAACACUAAUAUUAGGGGGGGACAUAGUCCCCGUUUUGGAUGACCUGUCCCCCGACUAAAGCUGUCCUAUGAAAUGUCCCCUUAUUUUUAGAGAAAGUAAACUUUGGUACGAACUUCUUCAGGAGAUAUUCUGGUAUUUUCUGUUGUCGUCUUUAUAUGACGUCACCGCGUGGAACAUUUUUACGUAACCUUCACUACUUCUUCUAUUGUUUUUAAUUAGUUGAUGUGCAGACAUUAAAGUUUCACUGCGUUUAUUCAACAGUACUUUAUUGUCAAUUUCCCCAAAUGUUUCGUCAAACAAAAAAAAUAAAAAAAAUGAAAAGCCGUUUAUCUCCCUCCGUCACAUAAAAUAUACAGGAAAAAAAAUGAAAUGAACAAAAAUAAAGAUAUAAAACAAGAUACAAAUAGAUACAAAAGAAACAUUCUGGAUUGAGAGAAAAGAAAUAAAUUAAAUCAGCCUAUUUACAGCAGUGAGGUGCAGACACUGUUAUUCCCUAUAAUACUGUUUUGUUUUUAAAUUAAAUGAAUUAAAAAAUACAUGUCAAGUUACAUACUACGUUACAACGGUGCGACAUAGAUUAAUGUGGGAGAAAUAAUUCUUUAAAGUAAUAAUGCUUUAAAGCAAAACCGGAGACAGUCAGAGUCAUAAUGAACUGAGUUAAACUCGGUAGCAGGUUGUGAAAUUCAUUUAAAAACGAUGUUAUUUUCCACCAGUGAGUAGAAAAGCGUGGUGUUCUCUGAUUGGCUGAGGCAGAGCUCCGCCUCGUGCUCUCACUCGUGGGAGUUGUAGUCCGUCUCGCAGCAGAAAGCCAGCGUUCGUAACGGAGCGCGACCCCGUGUAGGACUACAAACUGCGAGGAGCGGGUUUCAGGGGCGGGGUUUUAAAAUCUGACAGCUGGUUGUUUGGAGGCGGGGCCUCGGCCGCGCGUGGACUCCGACAAACGUGAAGUAACGUGAAGUGACAGCUCAGCCCGAACAGGAGCUGAGGCGAAUGGACCCAAACUAAACCCGGGAGAAGGUUUUAACCGGAGGCUGAAGUUGUGUUCAGGAUGCUGAGAGGAAUCUGCCUCCUCCUGCCUUUCCUCGCUCUGGGGGGAGUCCUGCACACAGAGCUCACCGGAGUCCUGGACGACUGCUUCUGUGACGUCGAAAGCAUCGAUGUGUUCAACAACUUCAAGGUUUACCCUCGUCUCAAGAAGCUCACGGAGCGAGACUACUUCAGAUACUACAGGGUCAACCUGAAGAGACCGUGUCCUUUCUGGCCUGAUGAUGGACAUUGCUCCAUCAAAGACUGCCACGUGGAACCAUGUCCAGAGAGUAAGAUCCCUGUUGGCAUCAAGUCUGGGAACUACAACAAGUACUCCCAUGCAGCCAACACCAUGUCGGGUCUGACGGAGUGUGAACAGGCCAAGGAGCUGGGCGCCAUCAACAGCACCCUGAGUAACCAGAGCAAAGAGGCCUUCGCUGACUGGGCGAGACACGACGACGCUCAGGAUCAUUUCUGUGAGCUGGAUGAUGAGACGUCUCCGGACUCGGAGUACGUGGACCUGCUGUUGAAUCCGGAGCGGUUCACCGGCUACAAGGGCCCGUCGGCCUGGAGGGUCUGGAACAGCAUCUACGAGGAAAACUGCUUCAAACCCAGGUCCGUGUACCGGCCCCUGAACCCUUUGGCUCCGAGCAGAGGAGAUGACGACGGAGAAGGUUUCUACAACUGGCUGGAAGGUUUGUGUUUGGAGAAGAGGGUGUUCUACCGACUCAUCUCAGGCCUCCACAGCAGCAUCAACAUCCACCUGUGUGCGGAGUACCUGCUGGACGAGGGCUGGGGCCGCCCGAUGUGGGGUCCAAACGUCCAGGAGUUCCGUCAGCGUUUUGACACGGCCGAGACAAAGGGCGAAGGAACCCGGCGGCUGAAGAACCUCUACUUCCUGUAUCUGAUCGAGCUGCGAGCGCUCUACAAAGUGGCUCCCUACUUUGAACGGGCCUUCGUCAACCUGUACACUGGAAACUCUCAGGAGGACGGAGACACCAAAGACCUACUGCUGCAGAUCUUCAAUGAAAUCAGAACUUUCCCGAUGCACUUUGAUGAGAAGUCCAUGUUUGCCGGAAACAAAAUAGAAGCAAAAACGUUGAAGGAGGAAUUCCGGCUGCAUUUUAAAAACAUCUCCAGGAUCAUGGACUGUGUCGGCUGCAGUAAAUGUCGACUCUGGGGAAAACUACAGACCCAGGGUUUGGGAACAGCGCUGAAGAUCCUCUUCUCGGAGAAGGAGAUCCAGAACCUCCCUGAGCACAGCCCGUCUAAAGGUUUCCAGCUCACUCGCCAGGAGAUCGUGGCCUUUGUGAACGGCUUCGGGAGGUUGUCCACCAGCAUCUAUCAGCUCCAUCAUUUCCGCCAGCUGUUGAAGGACAACAGGUAACGAGAGCUGAUGCUACACUUGGCCAGUAGGUGGCGCCAGCCCACAGAAAACUGCAACAGCCUAAUUCCCACCCAGAUAACAGGGAGGGGGGGCUUUUCUUUUCCGUGGACAUUGGGAUCAACAGAACCUAACACCCCCCCCCCCCCUCCUGAUUCCAUAUUGUUUCUCCUCCCCCGUCUAUAAAUUCCUCCUCCUCCUCAUGGUGGAACGUGAAUUCUUCUGCCUUCUCCUCUCACAGUUUCCUCCCUCAUGUUUUCUUUAAAUAUUUGUGAUAAAUGCGUAGACAGGCAACAAGGACGUGAUGGACAGAGCGAAGACGAGGUGGACGUGAGGCUGGUGGAAGUUCCUUCUUACAGACCUCGUCCUCGUCUCAACAUCACAACCUUUUUGAUUUUGCACUUUUUAUGCGUCACAUUUAAAAACCUUUGUGGCUCUUCUCUAAGGAUCUUGAAAGACUUUGUCCCGAGGAAGGACUCGGUAUGGACGGACCUCAUUUUUGUCCAGAUAUAGGACGCGGCUGCCUCUUUAGUUUUUUUUUUUUUUUUCCGCUCUGCUGUUGUUUUAAAGCAGGUUUCUUGUUUUUUGUCUGAGGGUUUGGACCAAUCUGCUCACGUUUCCCACCUCAGGCUAAUUUAUGUCGAGCCACCAGAAGAAGGUUGUGUAUGUUUGUGUGUGUGCAGGUGAAUGAGGUUAGACAUACGUUCUGCAGCUAGCAGCAGCUAGCAGCACCUAGCAGUCUGUGGCUAACAGCAGCUAGCAGUCUGCAGCUAGCAGCAGCUAGCAGUCUGCAGCUAACAGCAGCUAGCAGUCUGCAGCUAGCAGCAGCUAGCAGUCUGCAGCUAACAGCACCUAGCAGCCUGCAGCUAGCAGCAGCUAGCAGUCUUUAGCCAGCCGCCUGCAGCUAACAGCAGCUAGCAGCCUGCAGCUAACAGCACCUAGCAGUCUGCAGCUAGCAGCAGCUAGCAGUCUUUAGCCAGCCGCCUGCAGCUAACAGCAGCUAGCAGCAGCUAGCAGUCUUUAGCCAGCCGCCUGCAGCUAGUGGACGUAACCUGCAGACUUCUGUUUGUGUGUUUUUCCCUCUCUGCUUCUUUAAAGUACCGUUUCGGGCCGAUAAACGGUGAAACGAGGCAGAGCUGCUUCUUUUAGAUCUGGUCACAUGUGGUCGAUGCGUUGACUUCACAGACUGUAGAAUAACUACUGACCGCAGAUUCAUUUCCAUCCUGUCCUGUUUUAGAAGGACGGAGCCUUUAGAAGUAGUUUUCCAGUUUCCUAAUAUAAAGCGUCAUAUUACUCCCAUGUCUGUUACGUGCUAACAGGAUAUAGAUCUAUAAAUAUCCUCUUUGAUGCAGCUGCAGUUUUUCCUUAAUGUCACAGCUCUUGAAAACCACUGCAGGUUCAUGUUUCUUCAAAACGAAGAAAUCAAAUGAAGCUAAAAGUUGAACUUGAAAUGUCCUCGUUUGUGUCUGUUUUUAAUAUUUAACUGUUCAGUUGCUCUUUAAACGAAUCCUCACAGAAGAUAGAUCCCUAAAAACCAUCGUAUGUCCUCUUCCACAUGUCCACCGCUCAGUUUAUCCUGAGACUGAACCUCCCAUCGUCCUUCAGGAUCCAAUUUGACUCAUCUCUAAUGUUUCUAAACCACAUCGUUUGGUAUAAAUGUCAACCUCUGCCUAAUGGAAACUGAAAUUAGUUGAGGCUUUAAAAAUACUCAGACAGGUGGAGGAGGACAUGUCUUUAAAAUGAAGAGGAAGCUUUGUCUCCUGGACACAAACAUCAUGUUCGUCAUUGAUUCUGAGCCACAGAGCAGCAAAUAAUAUGCGAUAGACAAACUGGGAUUAAAACCACACAACUACACAACUACACCAGGAUUUGACUUCACUCUGAAUCCACUGGGAACAAGGACCCGUAUUCCUAAAGAUGAUGCUCCUAUUCCAUCGAGUAGAUGGAGGUAAAAGAUGAAAGGUUCCUAAAGAAUGUGCUGAGAGCAGGGAGGAGAACUUUAAGAGGCGUAGAGAGGAGAACAUGGUGGAAAGAAGAGGCAGGAGAGAUGUUCUCCAAACACUGAAUGACUGGAUGGAGCAGGAACCCUUUCGGUCUCAGUAGGAGCUGCACCAGAUGACUCUUUAGGAACAUGGGUCCUGGUCUGAAGCUGCAAGAAAUAAACAAUAGCUAUAUAUAACGUGACCUUCUUUAAAUAUACAGACGGUUACUAACCAUAAACUCAAUAGCAGUAGCAGAGUUACUGUUUUCUCUAGUCAGUGUUGUGGAGUUUGUAAAAUCGCUGCCUACUUUGUUUUUAUUAUUAUUAUUAUUUUUUGCUUUAGCCGCGUUGUCUUAAAGUUCCUCAGACGGGACGGUUGCUGGACUCUCUGGAGCUGAUUUAAUCUGAGAUGGAGGUUUAUUUAUUUAAAGCCCGACACACGGUGGACACAGAUUUAACACAUUCAGUUAAUACGAAGCCUUACCUGUUAAAUACCUGUUAAAUGUUCACCUCUGAGAUCUGUUCACGGACUAGAUUUAAAUCUCACUUCCUUGCUCCUGCUUUAUUUUAUUUUUAUAUAUUAAAAAAAAAAAAAAAAAAGUGAAUGUAAGUAUUUUGAAGAAGACAGUUUAAAAAAAUUUGAAUACAAGCAUUUCUGUUAUGAUCACAAAAUAACAACAUGACACAAGCAAAAAACACAGAUUAGUGUUUAAACCAUGGACCAUAGACUCACCCAUAGACCGUAUAUAAAUAUGGACUAAACACGUCUCCUCCAUAGACUGUAUAUAAAUAUGGACUAAACACGUCUCUACAUAGACCGUAUAUAAAUAUGGACUAGAACCUGAAUAGUUUUGAGGACGAGUGGACCAAAGAUUAUUACAUUGCCUUCAUUUCAUUUUAAGUUUUAUAUUUUUGUUGUGAGGAAACUCCCUGUCAGAGUUUUUCCUGCCACCGUCGCCCUCAGGCUGCUCCAGAGGUUUCAGGCUGGUUUUUGUGAAGCGGUUUGAGACAAUUUGUGUUGUUAUUGGCGCUAUAUAAAUAAAACUGAAUUGAAUUGAAUUGAAUUGAAUUGAAUUGAAUCGAAUCGACGCUCUAACACAAAAUCGUCGCUUUAGUCGCUCCAGGUCCAUAUUUGACCAAAGUCCAAAACCUCUUUAAUUGAAUCUGAUCAUGGACCUUUUCUCUCAACUGUUCAAGUAAAAUAUAUGAUUAAUUAAUAAAUACAUAAAGAUAAACUGCUGAGAGUGACAUAUUAAAAAAAAGCUUUUUUUUAAUACCACCAUGUUUUUUAUUCAUUUAAUUUUUCAAAUAUAAAAAAGCAAAUUGAACAUGAACAGGGAAGUGCUAUUUUUAUUUAAUUAUACUUAAUGUUACUUUUAUUUUGAUCUUAUUUUAUCUUUCUUUUUACUUGUGGCUUUUCUUUUAUGUGCAAAUAUAUAUAUAAAAACAGGGAAGAAAUUACAAAACACACCAAAUUAAUUUCGUAUUAUAUCGUCUAGUUCAUGUUUCCUGUUCCCCGUUUAAAGCCUAAUUUCUUUCAAAUCUGGUUUGGAAAAAUUUAAUAAAUUCAACAAAUGUAAAUUCCAGCGAGGGAAACUACCCCACCUUUAAGAAUAAAUGAUUAUGUGAAGAGUUAAAGGUUUCAAGGAACAACCAUGAAUUCAUUUGUUGUUACUUUUUGUUUCAUGUCCGUGUCUCCGUACACGACUGUUGAAGCGAAAUCCAGACUCUCUCCUGUUUCUUUGUGUGAGAUGUGUCCAGACGGUCGAUUCCUCCUGUUCCUUUAGCCUCAAACUAAACUGACCAAGUUUGAAAAGAAAACCGAAAUAAAAAUGAAUGGAACCUGCUUCAGACCUGUUUAGUUUGUUAAAUCCACCAGAGGUUGAAGGUUGUUUUUGUCUCUUUGUUGCAGCUGCACCGUGUUCUUGUUCAUUAUAUUUAUUUGAAAAGCUGAAUAAAAAUAUCUGGAAAUCACAAAA